UUUCGUUGCGUAAGGAUGAAAGCAAGAGUAAUUGACAAAUCUAAAGAAGUUGUGAAUGUUGACAGCUUUUACAACAACAAGCAGCGUACUAGAAUGUUUCGCCCAUGGCGGGAUCAGCAAUUAGGGCCCCUUCGUAUGUUUAACUACACCAGCGUGCUGAACGGAAUCAAGUAUGAGACAGUUGAUAAAUGUAUUGAACUUGCUGUAGUAUUCACUGAUGGAGAUACGUGCCAUGUCAUUUAUGUUCCAAGCGUGUCGAACAAAAGGAACAAUGAAAGUAUAGACGGUUACCAGCUUUGGGUCCAUGAGGAUCACCGUCAGAAGCGGACCGUUCCCUGCACUUUCAUCUUUAAUGUGUUUGCACAAAAGGGAAACAUAUAUCAGAUAUACAAUGGAGACCAUUGCUUGUAUUAG
This is a messenger RNA of Rhipicephalus sanguineus (brown dog tick), 414 nucleotides long. RefSeq lists its product as uncharacterized. NCBI's taxonomy places the organism in Eukaryota, Metazoa, Arthropoda, Arachnida, Ixodida, Ixodidae. The transcript is spliced from 4 exons. The coding region runs from base 16 to 414 and encodes 132 amino acids. Gene Ontology annotation, biological process: symbiont-mediated perturbation of host defenses. The record is from RefSeq and is a predicted model, not a curated record. Gene Ontology annotation, molecular function: amine binding.